AGUUAGUCAGUCAGCCAGUCCGUCCUCCUACCUACUUGACCUCCUUCUCCAACUCCAACCAUGACGUCCUUGUCGUCUUCUCUCUACACAGCUGCAUCCUUUCUCUGUUUUGCCAUCAUUCCCAAGCAUGUCAAAGUUGGUCUCACACUAAUCCCGAAGGCGAUUGAGGCGAUUCCAGCCACGGAGGAAUUUACUCUGGCGAAGGCGAUCAUCCCCGCCACCUGGCAUUUUGUCAACGGCUACCUAGUGACGCUUGGCCUCCUGAAUUACAGGUGGGCUCGCUCUGGAGGCCCUACCUCGACGGCUGAACAGUGGAUGGUCGGGGCCAACGCGCUAGCUGGGGCCCUCGUUGGCGUGCGAUACUACAAAGCUGGUCUUAAUAUUGGGUUGUUGGUCUUGUGGCUUGCUCCUAGUCUGAGUAUUGCUGCCGGACUUCUCUGAAUCCGAGCAGGCUUGUCACGAGGACGUUAUGUAGUCAGAGGGCAGUCAUAGCGGGGGCAAGUUGAGAGGCAUAAUAUCAGAAACAUAGAUGAGAAAUGAGAGAUAGUGGGAUGUUUGAAU
This is a messenger RNA of Aspergillus homomorphus CBS 101889, 561 nucleotides long. RefSeq lists its product as uncharacterized. The record is from RefSeq and is a predicted model, not a curated record. Lineage: Eukaryota; Fungi; Ascomycota; Eurotiomycetes; Eurotiales; Aspergillaceae. Bases 61 to 441 code for a protein of 126 amino acids. The transcript has 2 exons.